Brassica oleracea var. oleracea is the source of this 1959-nucleotide messenger RNA. RefSeq lists its product as uncharacterized. Bases 1 to 1959 code for a protein of 652 amino acids. Lineage: Eukaryota; Viridiplantae; Streptophyta; Magnoliopsida; Brassicales; Brassicaceae. The transcript has 6 exons. Gene Ontology annotation, biological process: protein desumoylation. Gene Ontology annotation, cellular component: nucleus. Gene Ontology annotation, molecular function: deSUMOylase activity. The record is from RefSeq and is a predicted model, not a curated record.
AUGGGAGUCUAUUGUUUACAUCACAAUUCAAGGAUACCUUUUGAAAGUGCAAUAUGGGUAUUCGACGAUGAAGCCAUGGGGUCGUAUCCAUGGGGUCGGACUGCAUACGAAGUUUUCAUUGACUCUAUUAAAACGUUGGCUCCAGAAGGAGGGUCAUACACAAUAAGCGGCAUAACCGUCGCGUUAUUGAUUUGGGCAUAUGAAUCUGUCGCCUGCUUCGGUGAGAAUUUUGGGAGGGUGGUGAAUAAUGAAGACGUUCCGCUUUUGCGAUGGGGUGGAAAGCGUACACGUGCAAGUUUUGAUAACUUGUUGGCUGUCGAAAUCAAAGGGCAUGGCGAGGUGCGUGUGAGGAGAAUGGUUUUGAAAGACUCAAUUGAAGAGAUGUUUCCUAAAUGGCCAGGUGAACCUGACGAUCCACAAAUCAAGCAGAAGAAAGUUAAGACACAGAAUGAGUCUGAAGCUGCUGCAACGGGAAAGGGUUCUAGCGAGAAGGAAGGUAGCAAAGAUUUGGAGAUGGAGAACAAAGCGACUCUGACGACCAUUAAUUUGGCCAAGGAGCUUGAUAAGGAAUCAGGGGUGAAAAGGACUUUGGCUAAGGAGUUUGGUAGUGUUGCUAAAGCUACUGAUCUUGAUAGUCAACAUCUUGAUUUCAUAGUAGUUUCUCCUGCAAAGGCUACUAAGGAUGAUAAGGAUGCUAAGGUUCCAGCCUAUGGACGCGGCUGCAGGGGCAGGCGUACUGUUAAGGAUGAGGAUGCCGCUGAUAAGAAAAAAGCAGCGCAGGCAGAUGCUGCGUUGAAGAGGAAGGAGAAGGCUGAGAAAAAAGAGGCUGAGGCAUCCAAAAAAGAGGCUGAGUUAAAGAAGAAACAAGAGGCUGAGCUAAAGAAGCAAAAACAGGCUGAGUCAAAGACCAAAAAGGUGACUCCACCGCGUGCCGGUGUAACAAGAUGCAAGGUACAAAAAUCUGGAGAUGACAGUGUAUUUGCUGAUGUGACUGACGCAGUUGUUGCGGAAGAGAACGAAUUCGAGCCGGAGUCUGACGUCGAGAGAUCUGAAGUGAUUAGAUCUGCCGUAAUUAAGGAAUAUCGGGAGAAAAGUGUUCGGUUAUCUCCAAAAAGGUUUUCAAUGAUGGCAGUUUCUUCACCAGCAGUUUUUCCGUACGUAGGAGAGAAUGGAACGACGUGCAUGAGGAAGAAUGUUACUCCUUCAUCAGUAAUAUAUGACCCUCUAGCACCUGUUGAUCGGGUGCUAUUCGAAAAACUGAUGCACCACAUUAAGGGAAUUCCACACAAACCACCAGCACCAGCAGAUAAACCAGCGGUCCUCUCAGCUGAUCAUGAGAGUGACUUCUACAGCAUACUCAUCCAUGAAAGACCAUGGCCGGAAAAGGAAUAUGGAUGGGUGUUUGAUAAUUUCAAGAUAAAACCUAGUAUGUUCAUCUUCAAAGGCAAUGGUUAUGAAGAUAUGUUAAAGGUUAAGCUUCCCGAUCAAUGUCCAGCAAACUUGAAGUGGUAUGAAGAUGUGGAUCACUUGUACGGAUGUCUUCAAACCGGCGGAAAUCACUGGGUUGCGUAUCAUGUGGAUCUGAAGAAGGAGAAAAUUGAUUGCUACGAUCCAAUCUUUGGAGAGGCAACACCCGAAAGUGAGCAGAGAAUUCUAAAUUCAUUUAAACCGCUGACGCACAUGAUUCCCGUUAUGUUGAGUGAUCAUAUUCCUGCCAAUAUCCGAGCCCCUAGUAAGAAGAAGUUCUCAUUCAGAAGGAGGAGCAAAAGAUACAUUCCACAAAACACCCAGAUUGGCGAUUGUGGGGUGUACUCGUUGAAGUUUGUGGAGUGUCUAGCGCUUGGUGUAACGUUUGAUGGGAUAAACGAUAAAAAUAUUCAAGGUUUACGGAUGAAGAUGGCAGCAGAUAUCCUCGAUGAAGGAGGAAAUACUGUGAUGAGCAGUUUGCUGGCUAAUUGA